Messenger RNA from Puccinia graminis f. sp. tritici CRL 75-36-700-3, 750 nucleotides. RefSeq lists its product as uncharacterized. The record is from RefSeq and is a predicted model, not a curated record. The transcript is spliced from 2 exons. Bases 1 to 750 code for a protein of 249 amino acids. NCBI's taxonomy places the organism in Eukaryota, Fungi, Basidiomycota, Pucciniomycetes, Pucciniales, Pucciniaceae.
AUGGAUGCCUCUAUGAUUGCCGAAUUACAAGCUGGUCUCGCCCAAAGAGAUGCCUUGAUUACUCAGCUUCUCAAUCGAGUUAGUGCUAUGGAACUUAAUAAUGCUAGCAAGGCUCCAGAAGGCUCGAAAAAAAAGUCAACAUCUGCAGGCGCGGCUCAAAGUGGUAGCGGAGAAACCAGCAAGAAAAAAAUGUCCAACAAGGCCGGAAAAAAGAAAGCAACAACAACCCCAACACCAACCUCCAAGGCAGUUCCAAAACCUCCGACCAACUUAGGUUCCGCCACCAAAACUCCCGUGAAGCAGCGCGCCCGAUCGGCAACCCCAGCCUCCGCAUCGAAGAAAAGUCCGCUUCAAAUGGUGAAGCAAGACCAUCCUGAAGGCUUUGAGCACACCAAGGAGGCAUUCUAUGUCCACAUCAAGGUGUUGUGGGGUUUGAUCAAGAAACACGCCGUCCCCAACACCCCUUCCCCGGAACAGUUGGCUACCUUUUACCAGAGAUUCUCGUCAACCAAACAAAUUCAAUCGGCCGUCACUGGAGGCCCAAACCUGGUAGCUCUCGAAAUGAUCAAUACCCUCAAAGAAGCUCGAGAGAAGCGCAUGAAACUUGGCAAGCAUAUUGUGAAUAUAUCCGACUUCCACAUUCGGUACAUUCAUACCUCCUUGUCGCAACUCGGUCUCUUCGCUUGGAACCCCAAUCUCAACGAGCAAGCUGUGUCAGCUUGCUACUAUGGCAGAGACAACCUGUCAUAG